UGUGGUAAAUAGUACAUUAAAAAAAAAAUCUAAUGUAGGCAUAAUGAUUAAAAUGCCAAAUUGGUUGAAUAAGACUUCGUUUUCACCAAAAAAGACCCCAACGAGAAAAGCUUCGGUAUCGCUAGCGAGCAAAGACCUGAGCCAGAAGAGAAUCGAAAAGGAACUUGGUCCCAACGUUGGAGAGAUCAGGAUUUGCCUUGGCGAUCAGCAAGCUGUGUUUGACGGAGGUCUUUGGAUACCCGAAACUGGAAAAGUUGGGGGAACGUUUAAGGAGAACGAGAAAUUAAAAAAGGAAGUACAAAAGUUGCAGGAAGAAAAUAACUUGCUAAAAGUGAAGUUUGAGCUUUUAUUGGAUAUGAUGACGCAAACUACCACAGAAGCUGAUUCGCUAAAAGAAGAAUACGAUAAUCUCAAAAGUAAGGGUCACCAUGGUAGACGGCUUGCAGCAUAAGGC
This is a messenger RNA of Copidosoma floridanum, 454 nucleotides long. It is a transcript of the gene Cby, whose product is annotated as beta catenin antagonist chibby. The record is from RefSeq and is a predicted model, not a curated record. Lineage: Eukaryota; Metazoa; Arthropoda; Insecta; Hymenoptera; Encyrtidae.